Molecule: messenger RNA, 900 nt
Organism: Morchella sextelata
Lineage: Eukaryota; Fungi; Ascomycota; Pezizomycetes; Pezizales; Morchellaceae
Exons: 4
Coding region: 1-900 (299 amino acids)
Source: RefSeq, a predicted model, not a curated record
AUGCAUUCACCCAUAUUCCCAGCAGCCCUCCUGCUCUCCCUUCUCGCUCCCGCCGCCAGCGCCCACAUGAUCUUCAACACGCCCUCGACCUGGGGUCUCGCCACACAAGGCGGCGACCUCGAGAAACCCCUCAACGCAGCCUUCGGCCCCAGCUGGCCGCACCACGGCGCCACAAAGGACACCGAAGAGGUCGUCACCUUCACGCCCGGCAGCAACCCGUCGUUCCCCAUCACGUGCGGCGAGGCCGCGGGCGAGCCGGGGAAGGCGUCGGGCGUGUGUAAGACUGAGGCUGAUUUCCACGGCGGCGGCGGCUGCGCACUGUCGAUUGCUUAUAGCUCUGGAGGAGCGCCCAAGCCGGAGGACUUUGUGGUCUUCUCCGUCACCCACGACUGCCCAACGUUCAACAAGUUCAACCACAACUUUGCCGUGCCCGCGAAUCUGCCGGCGUGCGAGAGCUGCGUGUGUGCGUGGCACUGGGUCCCGGAUCCGGACUUUGCCGCGGACGAGUCGUAUAUGAACACGUUCAACUGCGCGGUGGGCGGGACGACGAAGGGCAAGAUCACGGGCGGGAAACAGCCGAACUACUUUGGUGUGAGCGGGUAUGAGGGCGGCGGGGAGAGGCCCAUGUAUAAGAGCACGUUCCCGGCGGGGGCGCAGAAGCUGACGGUUGGGGCGGCGGGGAAGAGACACGGGGAUCUCGGUGACGACACAAAGAGAGCACACUACCGCAGUCGCUCCCCAGCGGAGCCGACGCACAUGGGUGACCACGAACAGAAAUCGGAGAGCAUCCCCGCCGUCGCGGUGUCCGCCUCGAGCCGCAGCCCCGCCGCUCCGUCCCCCCGAUUCUUCACAGGGCGCGCGAGACGGCGGCGGCAGAAGAGAGGGCGCGAGGGCAUGUGA